GACGCAAAUCGCUAAGAGAGGUGACGCCGACUAUCGCAGCGCUGACCGCAGUGAGCACUGAGCAGUCAGUUGUUCAGAACAAAGGGAACAAAGUCUCCGUUUGAUCAGUUUUAAAAACGUUAUACUCUCAAGCCUUUCGAGUCUUGACUUGUGCAGUAGUGCUACGAUCAGUAGAGAUCAGUGAGCGGUCGGGCCAGUCUCUGCCACAUAUAUUAUUCCUACUGUUUAACUUUUUGUGCAAGUGUGAUAAAAGUCCCAAAAUAUUUGAGUAAUAUAUUUAAAUCUUUCUAAUAAGAUAUUUCUCAAAGUUCAACAUGUCAGUUAUCGGCACCUUAAAAAGAAGUGAAAAGGGCAACAUUUUUACGUGGGUAUUAUCGAGGGACGUAUCAUCGUUGUUGAAUAUCGAUAUAGUAAGAUCAAACGAGCUCUGUGUGAAUGUUGACCAAAAAUUCAAUUUGGAAUUCCACAAAGGUAAAAUUUGGAUUUCAGGUAGUAAUACCUAUAAUGUUUGGCGUUUAAUUCUUCGCAGUUCAGCUCAAAACCCACCACUAAUAUGCAAGUAUAAAAUAUCAAUAAUCGAACAUGACAAGAUUAUUGAUAAUCGGACAGAAUAUUGUACUUUUUCAACGAAUCGAAGUGAAACACUGAUUCUACGUAAGACCCAAACGGAGAUUCAGAGAAUGAUUAAUUCCAAGAAUGAUAUACAUGUAGUCUGCGAAUUAUCAGUUUCUCUAGAAGGGCAAAAGAAUUUACUAAAUUACGAUUCUGACAAAACAAAUGAGGUACUAAAACUAAACUUCAACUGGGUAUUUCUUGAUGAAGGUUUGAGUGAUGUUAAGCUAAGAACUGCUUGUGGAAAGGAAAUUCCAGCACAUAGACUCAUGCUCGCUACUGCCAGUCCAGUAUUCAAAGCUAUGUUUACUCAUGAUAUGAUGGAAAAUCAAAACAAAUUGGUGGAAAUGACAGACGUUAGUCAUGAAGCAACAGUUGAAAUGCUACGUUAUAUUUACACAGGUAGUGUUGGAAACAACGAGACUUCCUUGACAAUUAACCUUUUGGCAGCCGCUGAAAAGUAUCAACUUGAAGAUUUGAAAAAUAAGUGCGGACAAAUAUUGAGUUCUAAUUUAUCUAAUGAAAAUGCUCUAGAAAUGCUUAAAAUUUCUGAUACAUAUAAUGCGGACUAUCUGAAAAAAGAAACAGUUGAUUUUAUCAAAGGUCAUAUAAACGAACUAUCGGACUUUCAUGAAAUAAGCAAUAUGAUUCUUGGUAAAGCGCCAUUAGUUGUAGAACAAUGUGAAAAUUAACCGAUAUAACCUCUUUCAUGUUUUAGUUUUAUUCAUUUUUUGUUGUUCAUAACUUGGACGUAAAAACGACUAUUGUACUUUUAAGUAUAAUAAAAAUUUCAAAUAA
Molecule: messenger RNA, 1410 nt
Organism: Trichogramma pretiosum
Lineage: Eukaryota; Metazoa; Arthropoda; Insecta; Hymenoptera; Trichogrammatidae
Product: protein roadkill-like
Exons: 1
Coding region: 315-1304 (329 amino acids)
Biological process (GO): proteasome-mediated ubiquitin-dependent protein catabolic process; regulation of proteolysis
Cellular component (GO): nucleus; cytoplasm
Molecular function (GO): ubiquitin protein ligase binding
Source: RefSeq, a predicted model, not a curated record